Pipistrellus nathusii (Nathusius's pipistrelle) is the source of this 1167-nucleotide messenger RNA. Lineage: Eukaryota; Metazoa; Chordata; Mammalia; Chiroptera; Vespertilionidae. The record is from the annotation of a GenBank genome assembly.
AUGUUGGUGAUACCCCCCGGACUGAGCGAGGAGGAGGAGGCUCUGCAGAAGAAAUUCAACAAACUGAAGAAAAAGAAAAAGGCAUUGCUGGCUCUGAAGAAGCAAAGCAGCAGCAGCACAGCCAGCCAGGGCGGUGUGAAACGCUCGCUGUCAGAGCAGCCCGUGGUGGACACGGCCACCGCAACGGAGCAGGCGAAGCAGCUGGUGAAGUCAGGAGCCAUCAGUGCCAUCAAGGCUGAGACCAAGAACUCGGGCUUCAAGCGUUCUCGAACCCUAGAGGGAAAGUUAAAAGACCCUGAGAAGGGGCCGGUCCCCACUUUCCAGCCGUUCCAGAGGAGCAUCUCUGCCGAUGACGAUCUGCAGGAGUCGUCCAGACGUCCCCAAAGGAAAUCUCUGUAUGAGAGCUUUGUGUCUUCCAGCGACCGGCUUCGGGACCUGGGGCCAGAUGGGGAGGAGGCAGAGGGCCCAGGGGCUGGUGACGGCCCUCCUCGGAGCUUUGAAUGGGGCUACGAAGAACGUGGUAAUGCCCGCUCCUCAGUCUCCCCUCCCCGAAGCCGCAGCCGGGACCGUAGUCGUGAGCGGAACCGGGACAGAGAACGGGACAGAGACCGAGAUCGAGACCGGGACAGAGAACGGGACCGGGACAGGGAACGAGACCGGGACAGGGAACGAGACCGGGACAGGGAACGAGACCGGGACAGAGACCGAGACCGGGACCGAGAUCGGGAUCGGGACCGAGACCGGGACCGAGAGGGCCCUUUCCGCAGGUCGGACUCGUUCCCUGAGCGCCGGGCCCCUCGGAAGGGGAACACGCUCUACGUGUAUGGGGAAGACAUGACGCCCACCCUCCUCCGGGGGGCCUUCUCCCCCUUCGGAAACAUCAUUGACCUCUCCAUGGACCCCCCCAGAAACUGUGCCUUCGUCACCUAUGAAAAGAUGGAGUCAGCAGACCAGGCCGUGGCUGAGCUCAACGGGACCCAGGUGGAGUCCGUGCAGCUCAAAGUUAGCAUCGCCCGCAAACAGCCCAUGCUGGAUGCCGCCACCGGCAAGUCUGUGUGGGGCUCCCUCGCCAUCCAGAACAGUCCUAAGGGUUGCCAUCGGGACAAAAGGACCCAGAUUGUCUACAACGACGAUGUCUACAAGGAAAACCUGGUGGAUGGCUUCUAG